CGCCUCGCAUCGCGUAACCGGACUCGGAUGCUCGAGCUGGCUGUCGGCUAUUUCACCCAAUGGAUAAGCCGUGGUCUCUCUCUCUCUCUCUCUCUCUCCUCGCCCUAGCUAUCUAUCUAGCUAUCUAUCUAGUGUCCAUGCCAAAUGCAGGUGGGGUUGCACGGUAUACGCUCUAUACCCCAGAGUCCCUCCCAUAUCAGAUACCUUUCGAUCAGCGGCUUAUCACCGAGGUUGCACCCAUGCAAGGGCUGAUAACCUUCCGGUCGGGGGAUUUAUAACCCUCAAGGAGACUUCUCUCGCCUCUCUCUGGGCUCCCCGUUGUUGAAUCUCCUCGAUCCCAGUACCCAGCUGGCUGUCCCCCUCUUCGUCUUCUUCUUCGCCUUCCCCUCACCACUUCAUCUCCCCCCGCCAGACAGCAUAAACGAUGGCGGAUGAGAAAUCCCCACCGUCACCGACAAUGGACGAAGAGAAGGACACAACGAAGAAGGUCGACCCGACCCUGGCGGAACAUGCUCAGGAUGCAGACGAGGCGCUGGCCGUCUUCCAGGAGUUCCAUGGGGAAGUCAUCACCCUGGACGAGGCGACGAACAAACGGCUUCUAAGGACGAUUGACUGGCACAUCAUGCCCAUCAUGUGUCUAGUAUACGGGAUGAACUUCCUGGACAAAACAACACUAUCGUACGCCAGUAUCAUGGGCAUUAAAACGGACCUGGACUUGAAGGGGGAUGACUACCAAUGGCUCAGUAGUCUGUUUUACUUCGGCUACCUGGCGUGGGAAUACCCAACCAACAGGCUUCUUCAGAAGCUGCCCCUCGGAAAGUAUUCCGCGGCGUGCAUCGUGGCCUGGGGAGUGAUUCUCUCCUGCUUUGCUGCCGUCAGCAACUACUCCGGAGCUAUUGCGAUUCGCUUCUUCCUCGGUAUCUUUGAAGCAUCCGUCACCCCCGGCUUCGCUCUCCUAACCUCCCAGUGGUACACCAAAUCCGAACAAGGCAGCCGGGUCAAUUUCUGGUUCAGCUUCAACGGCUGGGGCCAGAUCUUCGGUGGUCUCGUCGCCUACGGCAUCGCCGUAGGGACAGACCGACACGGCUCCGCCAUCGAGCCCUGGAAAAUCAUCUUCCUCGUGACGGGCCUGUUGACUAUCUGUCUGGGUGCGCUCUUCUACUGGGUCGUCCCCGACAACCAGCUCAACGCCCGAUGGCUCAAAAAGGAAGACCGGGUCCUCGCGCUGGCCCGCGUCCGCGUCAACCAGCAAGGUAUCGGAAACAAGCACUUCAAGCUCCACCAGGUCAAAGAAGCCCUCCUCGACCCGAUGACCUGGGCGUUCUUCUUCUACGCGCUGAUCGCGGAUAUUCCCAACGGCGGGAUCACCAACUUCUUCAGUCAGCUGAUCACCAGCUUCGGCUACACCGCCGAACAAAGCCUCCUGUACGGCGUCCCCGGCGGCGCCAUCGAAGUGAUCUCCCUCCUCGGAAGCGGCUUCCUCGGCCAAUACACGAACCAGCGCCUCCUCUGCAGCACGGGCGGCAUCAUCUCCGGGAUCAUUGGGAUGAUCCUCAUCGUCGCCCUGCCCAUGUCCAACAAUGUGGGCCGGUUGAUCGGUUACUACAUGACCAUGGCGAGCGCCACGCCCUUCGUGGCCCUGUUGGCCAUGAUCUCGUCCAAUGUGGCCGGCUACACUAAGAAGACCACUGUUGCCGCGAUUUAUCUUAUUGGGUACUGUGCGGGGAAUAUUAUUGGCCCCCAAGUCUUCCGUCCUCAGGACGCACCCCGGUACGUUCCUGCAGAGAUCACCAUCAUUGUCUGCUGGGGCGUGUGUCUCUUUAUUCUCGUCUUUAUUUGGUGGUGGUACAAGAAAGAGAAUGAGAAGAAGGCCGCUAUCCGCGCAAGGCCUGAGUAUACCCGGUUGGAGAAUCAAGAAUGGCUGGACCUUACCGACUGGGAGAAUCAUGAGCUUGUAUAUGUGUUGUGAGGUGGGCAGGGGGUUGGCUGGGCUGGGCUGG
Molecule: messenger RNA, 2000 nt
Organism: Aspergillus heteromorphus CBS 117.55
Lineage: Eukaryota; Fungi; Ascomycota; Eurotiomycetes; Eurotiales; Aspergillaceae
Product: allantoate permease family MFS transporter
Exons: 8
Coding region: 425-1969 (514 amino acids)
Biological process (GO): dipeptide transport; tripeptide transport; transmembrane transport
Cellular component (GO): plasma membrane
Molecular function (GO): dipeptide transmembrane transporter activity; allantoate transmembrane transporter activity
Source: RefSeq, a predicted model, not a curated record